CUAGAACAUUCCACUAUUCAGUCUUGCUGCUUGUGGCUCUUGAUGUCGGUUGCAUGUUUGCCGACAUCGUGAUCAACCUUGAGACAUGUGACCGCAAAACCCCCAAGGCAGACACUGCUCUUGAGGCACUCAAACAUGUCAGCCUGGUUUUCUCCGCGCUCUUUAUGCUCGAGUUGCUUUCUUCAAUAUGGGCAUUUAGGACAGCGUGAGUCGACCAGCCACUGAUUCCGCUUCCGCCCAUGCUGACCAGCAUAUGCGCAGGUAUUUCAAGUCCAAAUUUCACGUAUUUGACGCCGCGAUUAUCGUGGUAUCUUUCGUCUUUGAAAUCAGUUUGCAAGGGGUGGAGGAGGAAGUGGCAUCACUCAUCGUCAUUCUGCGUUUGCUGCGCGUCGUGAAGAUCGUCGACGAGAUUAGCGUCGGCGCAGAGGCCCAGAUGUCUGAUCUAGAGCAACGGCUCGAGCUUCUUGAAAAGGAGAACUGCAACCUAAGGGAAGAGCUUCGUCGUAGAAGGCCUGCAGCCUGAGGCUUUGCCUCGCGACGAAAGAUAGGGUCAGGGCGUCGAAUCACGAGUCGCAUGGACCUAAAUCCUGGCCCGACUGGUCAGC
Molecule: messenger RNA, 605 nt
Organism: Paraphaeosphaeria sporulosa
Lineage: Eukaryota; Fungi; Ascomycota; Dothideomycetes; Pleosporales; Didymosphaeriaceae
Exons: 2
Coding region: 254-523 (89 amino acids)
Biological process (GO): proton transmembrane transport
Cellular component (GO): plasma membrane
Molecular function (GO): voltage-gated proton channel activity
Source: RefSeq, a predicted model, not a curated record